Vigna radiata var. radiata (mung bean) is the source of this 1277-nucleotide messenger RNA. Its product is annotated as putative pectinesterase 63. Bases 9 to 1109 code for a protein of 366 amino acids. The transcript is spliced from 4 exons. Gene Ontology annotation, molecular function: pectinesterase activity. The record is from RefSeq and is a predicted model, not a curated record. NCBI's taxonomy places the organism in Eukaryota, Viridiplantae, Streptophyta, Magnoliopsida, Fabales, Fabaceae. Gene Ontology annotation, biological process: cell wall modification.
GUUCAAAUAUGGCCUCAAAACAUAUAGGUUUUAGCAUCAAGCUAACUCUGACGGUAGUUUUUCUAACAAGCCAGGUUGUGUUGUCUGCCGAUACACCAAUGCCUCCUGAUAAGACUCAAUUGGGGCAAUGGUUUUCAAAUAAUGUAAAGCCUUUAGAGAGCAGAAAGGGUACCCUAGAUAGUGAAUUAGAAGCUGCUGAACAAGGCAAGACAGUUAUUAAGGUAAGCCAAGAUGGGAAAGGGCAAUUCAAGACCAUCACGGAUGCCCUUAAAAGCAUACCUAGCGGAAACAAGAAGCGUGUAAUUUUGCAUAUUGGACCUGGAACUUACAAAGAGAAAAUCGUGGUUGAGGCAACAAAACCUUUCAUCACCUUCUAUGGGACCCCUGGGCAAAUGCCAACAUUGACCUAUGGGGGCACGGCAAAACAAUAUGGCACUGUCGAAAGUGGGACAUUGUCUGUUUUAUCAGACUACUUUGUGGGGACAAACAUAAUAGUCCGGAACUCCGCACCAAGACCUGGUCUUAACACGGUAGGAGGUCAAGCAGUUGCAUUACGAGUUUCUGGAGACAAAGCCACAUUUUAUAAUUGCCAGCUUUAUAGUUACCAAGACACAUUGUUGGAUGAUGCAAAGAGACAUUUUUUCAAAGACUGCUUCAUUGAAGGAACUGUUGAUUACAUUUUUGGAAGUGGAAAGUCACUAUAUGUGAAUUGUGAACUAAGAACGCUAGGCGAUGAAGGGUUUACUUUUAUAACAGCACAAGCAAGAAAAAGUACGAAAGAGGAUAAUGGCUUCUCCUUUGUCCAUUGUGAACUUACUGGAACUGGAAAAGGUGUUUACUUAGGAAGAGCAUGGUUCGGUUAUUCCACAGUUAUCUUUUCUUACUGUAACUUAGGCAACAUUUUCAACAAGGAAGGAUGGAGUGACAACAAUAAAAAGGAAUUUGACAAAACUCUUUAUUUUGGAGAGUAUAUGAACACAGGACCUGGUGCAGAUGCCACAGGACGUUCUAAAUUGACAAGGAAACUUACAUACUCAGAGGUUCAGAAUUACCUUGGUCUUGGUAUGAUAGAAGGCUCAAAAUGGAUACUUCCUCCUCCCAAAGUAUGAUUAAUUACUACUAUUCUAAUGCUUCAUCAAUUGGGGAAUAUUAUUGGUCACCUUCUCCUCCAAUUCUGUUGUCCUAUAAUUUAUUUCUUCCAGCUUAGUAUUUUUAAAUUAGGUGAGAUCAUUCUUUAUUAUGAUUACUCCAUGCCAUCUUGUGCAUGCAUAGUCUUA